Molecule: messenger RNA, 885 nt
Organism: Nicrophorus vespilloides
Lineage: Eukaryota; Metazoa; Arthropoda; Insecta; Coleoptera; Silphidae
Exons: 3
Coding region: 170-865 (231 amino acids)
Source: RefSeq, a predicted model, not a curated record
UAAGAGUAGCUAUCCUCCUGUGAAACCCUUCGUCAUACAUAAUAUUGCAUUUUACCUUACGACAUUAUUGGCGAUUUGAAGGUUAGGUACAAUGAAUCAUGAUACAAAUAUACGUAUAUUUGUAUGAUGGCAAUAAAUAAAUUGAAUGUAAAUAUAAAUAAAGAGUUAUAUGAAAGGAGGUAUGGAUCUGAGGGCUAAUUUGAUGAUAUUAAAGGAUGGAAAGUGGUCUGAUCCAGUAAAAAGGGCUAACAAGUGGAGUGAUGAGAAAACCAUUGGCUUUGUGCAGGCCUACAAGUCAUUCCCUUGUCUGUGGAAUUUUGGUAGCGAGAUGUACAAGGAUAGGGAUGCCAAGGAGUCAUCAUACAAUGCACUUAGUGAGCAAUUUGAACUUAAUGUACAGGAAAUUAAGUAUAAGAUAAAGAACCUACGAUCCACCUAUUUCCAAGAGAUGAAGAAAAUUAAGCACUCUAGAAAGUCAAACAAAGAGUACUCCUCUAAAUUAAUAUGGUUCAAUGAAAUGUCCUUUCUGCAGAAAACUGCAAGAAGUGCCAUGACCAGAAACGAGAUGGUUUUUCCAUCUAAUGGUUUGCUAUGGGGGACCGAGCAGAAAAGACUCGACGAUGGUGUCUCGAGCGAGGAAAACCCUAAGAUAUUUAUAGAAGAUGAAUAUGACGUGUUCGGAAAGCACGUAUCGCAACAGCUGCGUAAAAUGGAUCCAUGCAGGGCGAUGAGAGUAGAAGCUAGUAUACAAUAUUUGCUCUCCAAAGAGCGACUGGAAGAGUUACAAUCUUCGGCUGGCCAAGUUAAAAUCGAAUGUCCGGAUUCGCCGUUCUGCAACACGAACGAUGAUCAUAGUCGCGUAUAAGAAUCAAAAAGUUGCAGGAA